AAACUACCCUCAAUCCCCACUUCCCCAUACCCCCACCCGCCUCUCUUCUUCUCUUUCUCUCUCUUCCCCUCUUCUCUUCUUCUUCUCCUUCUCCUUUCUCUCUUCGCCCCCUCCUAUCUCCAUCAUCACCACCACCGCCGCCGCGUGGGAGGUCGGAAUUCACUCCCCAUCCAGCUGCCUGCUUCCACCUACCACCACCUCCGAACUUCUCCUUAUCAUUUUAAUCAUAGAAAACAAGUUUGGGUUCGGGUUUGAGUUUCGGUCUUAGGGUGUAGGUUUGGGUUCUGGUGACGGUGAGAGGGAUUUCGGGUCUAAUUGGGGUUGGGGUUUUGAUUUCGGGUAUGGGUGAGAGGGGGUUUCGAUUUUGGGGCUGGGUGAGAGGGGGUUUCGAUUUCGGGUUUGGGUGGAGGUGGUUCACAUCUGGGGUGGGGGUGAUAGUGUUGGCAACUAAGGUGUGGUUGGUGGUUUAGGUGUGGUGGUGGUGUAAUUGAGGGUGAGUUCAGGUUCAAUCUGUGGAGGUUUGUGGGUUAAGUGGUUGGGGUGGGUUCUGGUUGAUGAGUUGCCGGAGUUGAUGAGUUGCGGAGUUAAUGAGUUGCUUGCCAUUUUGGGGUAUAAGGUCAGGUCAUCAGAUAUGGUGGAACAACAAGCUAUGAGAAAUGUUCGAGAAGAUGGUCUUUCUCAAUUAGCUUCUGAAACUGUUCAUUAUAAUCCUUUAGAUCUGUCUACUUGGCUUGAAUCUAUGUUUUCUGAGUUUAAUCCUUGUACUACUUUUUAUGAUGAUUCGUCGUCAAGUCUGAUUUUAUUACCUUCACCGAUUGGGUUGGUUGUAGAUCCGAUUGUUAAUCCUAAUUUUCUCUCUCAUUUUAUUCAAUUCUCAAUUUUUAUUCUUCUUUUUUCAAUUUUAUUUUUGAAUUUAGAAAUUAUUAAUAAAAAGAAUCGGAUACUGGAUAUCCGAAAUAUCUGAUGCGAAAAUUUCGGAUAUCCGAAGCUUUCAGAUUGGAUAUCGGAUAUCAGAUAUCCUAAUUUCGGAUACGGAUAUCCGAUCCGAAAAUGGAUUUCGGAUCGGAUAUCCUAUCCGUGCUCACCCUAAUUGCCAAUCGGGUAAUUUUGCUUUUGUUUUGUUCAAUUUCGUUUUUUUUUCUGUAGUGUGUUUGUGUGUUUUGUUUCUGGGCUUGGCCCACUUUCUCACCAAAAAUAAAUAUAUAAAAACUUCGUUAUAAAAACUCUUUAGCGCUAAUUGCAAAUCACAUUAAAUCAAAUUCGAAUCAUCAUCCUCCUCUUUCUCUCACUUCACACGCACUUCACAUCAGUUGCAGGUACUCUCUCUCGUUAUCUUCUUAUGCUAAUUAGUUUGUCAUUUCUCAUCAGCAAAUCGCUGGUUUUUGAAUCCAUGCUCUCUUCCGUUGCAAUUUGAUGCAGAUUUCAUCAGUUUUGGCUGAGGUUUGAGCAAUUUCUUCACGAUUUUUGGUGCGAUUGCAGUCGGAUCUUCGUCGUUGAGAUGGAAGAACAAAUAGAAUCACUGAUCUUGGAAAAACUUGAAGAAAUUAAACAAGAACUUAAGGAAAUUAAACAAGGAGGUUUCAUAGGUCAACAACAUGCUGAAGAAGUUCCUACUAAUGGAAAUCAGUACGAAAUUGGAGAUUUUCUAAACAGUGGAGCUUAUGGUGCAGUCUUCACAGUUACUGAUGUGGAGAAGCAACAACAAUUUGCUAUGAAGGUGAUUGCAUUGCAGAAUAAUGAAAUCACUGAAAGUUUGGUCAGAGAAAUGUUUAUUCUAAGGGACACCCAACAUGAAAAUAUUGUUAGGCUGGAAAAAAUCUUUAUUUCACCAAGUAGUGUAAACUUAGUGAUGGAAUAUGUGCCAUACGAUUUGCAAAGUGAAUUGGAGACGAACCCAAAUGCUUAUCAAUCUCCUUCUGAGAUAAAGAAAUAUGUGAAGCAAAUUCUUGAUGCACUGUCAUAUUUGCAUAAAAAAGGCAUCAUACAUAGAGAUGUGAAGCCAGAAAAUAUUUUAGUUCAAAAAAUUGGAGUUGGAGAAAAGCAGCUCAAGAAGCUCAAGCUUGCUGAUUUUGGUUCUUCAAAGUUUGUUGGUGGUUCACAUACCCCACAGGUAGUGACACUCCAAUACAGAGCACCAGAGAUUUUACUUGGUAGUGUAAACUACACAACCGCAGUGGACUUAUGGUCGGUAGGAUGUCUCUUCUAUGAAUUUUUGAUGGCUAGGCCACUUGUUGAAGAUCAUUCCGAAUCUGAGCUCCACGUCAUCCAACAAAUUUUCAAGAAGUUGGGAACCCCAACUGAAGCAACAUGGGCUGGAGUGUGUUCCCUCCCAAACUAUCCUACUGAUAUGCCACAAUUCAUUGAAAAGGAACUUGAAGGUGAAAUUAGUGCUGAAUUGGAUUUUGAAGGCAGGGAUCUUAUAUUGCAAUUACUCAGUGUUGACCCAAGCAAGAGGAUUACAGCUGAGAUGGCUUUGGAACACCCUUAUCUACAAGGUGUGUAGGCUACUAGGCUCUGCAUUCUAGUGGUAUAGUAACAAUUACUAUGGUAUAGUAUAGAAAGUCUCAAUAAGAGAGCACAGUUACAACUUUUGUAAAGGCUAUACUUUGAAUUUGAUAGCAAGUAUUAUAUUGAUAGUGGAUAUAAGUACUUUCAUUUACUCUUUGUAAUGACAGGCAAAAAGGGGAUAUAUUAAGGAUUUCACCAACAAAAUAAUCAUCAUUAUGUUUUUUUAAUUUUAAAGUGUAUUUUGUGUUGGAUGAUUAAUUUGAAAUUUGUCCUUUGUUCAAUGUGUUACUUUAUAAAAAGCUUGGUUAAAUAUCAAAAA
Messenger RNA from Chenopodium quinoa (quinoa), 2827 nucleotides. RefSeq names its product cell division control protein 2 homolog. NCBI's taxonomy places the organism in Eukaryota, Viridiplantae, Streptophyta, Magnoliopsida, Caryophyllales, Amaranthaceae. Bases 1499 to 2503 code for a protein of 334 amino acids. Gene Ontology annotation, cellular component: nucleus. Gene Ontology annotation, molecular function: cyclin-dependent protein serine/threonine kinase activity; ATP binding. Gene Ontology annotation, biological process: protein phosphorylation. The transcript is spliced from 9 exons. The record is from RefSeq and is a predicted model, not a curated record.